AUGGCCGACGAGGACGAGCGACAGCUGCAGCCGGAGCCGCCAGGAGGAAAUAUGGCCGCCGCACAUAAUUUAGAAGAGCGUGAUGGUGAGGCAGGCAGUAAUGCUGAGGAGCUUACGGCGAGAUUAGCAGUAGCAGAGGCAGAGGAGCAACAUGGCUCUGAAGCACAUGCUGCCGAGGACGAAUCAGGAGAGAAGCCGCCUACACCACCCAAGGACGAUGUGGUGAAGUCGGAAGCUGCGCAUCAAGAGAGAAACGGUGACGACUCACCUACUGCUCCCUCAGAGCCAUCGACGAACAUGUCAGCGCCAUCCGCCACGAACACGCCCACGACUAGUGUCCCUCCUACAUCUCGGCAACGAACAGACUCUCAGUCCACUACCGCAACCACCGGCACACGCACGUCUGCUCGAAGCACGCGGUCAAGCAUGGUCUUUGUUGUUACCGCUCUGGAGAGUAUUGCGGCUUCGAAAGAUGCUAGGAAGAAGAAGCCUUUGCAGGACUCCACUCAGCGAGCGCUGUCUGCAAUAAGGAGUGCCUCAGGAGACGCCUCUCAAAUCGACCCGGAGAUUAUGUUCGAGCCUCUGAACCUCGCGACAGAUGCCUCAACUGUGUCAGUCGUCACUACCGCGCUGGACUGCAUCGGCAAGCUGAUCAGCUACUCCUACUUCUCCGCGCCACUGCAUCCUACAGAGGACCAACAGCAGAAACCUCCACUCAUCGACCGCGCGAUAGACACAAUAUGUGAUUGCUUUCAAGGCGAGGCCACCCCAGCCGAGGUGCAGAUGCAGAUCAUCAAGAGCUUGCUCGCGGCUAUUCUGAACGACAAGAUUGUUGUGCAUGGCGCAGGCCUGCUUAAGAGUGUCAGGCAGACGUACAACAUCUUCUUGUUGAGCAAGAGUAGUGCAAACCAGCAGAUCGCGCAAGGAACUUUGACACAGAUGGUGAACACAGUUUUUGAUCGGGUUAAGGUGCGGUUGGCUUCGAAAGUGCGGAGAGUCAAUUCUUCAAAGAAUAGUUUGGCGACUGGCAAUGAGUCCUCGGAAGUUGUACAGAUGAACGGAGGUGUAGACUCGCCGACUCAUGGUGCUGGAGACGAUACAACUACAAUAGCGGAACCGGAAACGCCAGUUGAUCCCCAACAACCGAAGAUGACACUGGCAGCGUUCGAGACACAGAAGUCGUUUGACGAUGCGACCAUCACUGAUUCUGCCCCGACGACUGUAAGCCGAGCGCGACGGGAUCUGCAUAGCCGACAAGUAUCACGAGCAGCUCCUGGUCAAGAUAUCCCGUCAAUAAUGGUGCAUGGCGAAGGCAGCGAAGUGCUAUCCGAGGACGACGAGGAAGAUGAGAUCUAUGCGAAGGACGCCUAUCUGGUCUUCCGUGCCAUGUGCAAGCUUUCAACCAAAUCUUUGCGACCGGAGGACGCCGUGGACAACAAGAGUCAAGGCAUGCGAAGUAAGCUCCUCAGCCUGCACAUUAUACAUACACUCCUCUUCAACCAUCCGACUGUCUUUACAUCGCCUCACUCCACGAUCAGGAAUGCAUCAAGUGCACCCACGCCCUUCACCCAAGCAGUCAAGCAAUAUCUCUUGCCAGUCCUGGCGCGAAAUGCCAGCAGCAGUGCACACCGUGUCUUCGAAGUAAGCGCCGAGAUCUUCCAGUUGAUGGUGCGGUAUCUGCGAUCGACGUUGAAGAUGGAGAUUGAAGUGUGCUUCCGGGAGAUCUACUUUCCGAUCUUAGAAAAGCGAGUGGCGCCUGGCUGGCAGAAGACAUACAUCAUCCAGCAUAUCUUUGGACGAUUAGCUGGUGAUGCACGAGCGUUGGUGGAGGUCUACCUGAAUUACGAUUGCGGGAGAGGAAUGGACAACAUCUAUCAGCGGAUGAUUGAGCACACUUCGAGAGUAGCCGGCCAACCUGUACCGGUCUCUGCGGCACAGCAGCAAGCAUAUGUGGACAAGGUGGCAUCACAGAAUGCGAGUCUUAAUGACUGGCGCGACAGAGGUACUCUUCCUCCUAGUCUGGCGACCUCAAACAUGGGGAACUCGGCAGCUAGCGAAGCAGAGCGAAUAUAUCAGGACUUUCCACCAGAGUACGCGCUCAAGAUGGCUAGUCUAGAAGCUUUAGUCGAAACUCUGCGGAGCAUGGUCAAUUGGGCACAACAAGGAGUCACGGAGAGUGCAACUAGCACAAUGCUUGCGGAGACCGAUGGACGACAAUCUGUGGAUGAGUUGCGAGAAAGCAUGGAUACCCGUGGUGAAACGAAUGGUAAAGGUUCUCUGGACGGCAUGCCUGCCAGCGAAGUCGCAACCCCAAUGGCCGAGGACGAUCCUGCAGAGCUCGAGAAGGUGAAGCAACGCAAGACUGCACUAAACAACGCGGUGCGGCAGUUCAACUUCAAGCCGAAGAAGGGUAUCAAGCUGCUCAUAUCCGACAAGUUCAUCCCAUCCGACGAUCCACUAGACAUUGCUCGCUUCAUGCUGAACAACGACCGCAUCAACAAGAAGUCACUUGGUGAGUUUCUGGGCGAAGGCGACGAAGAUAACAUCAAGAUCAUGCACGCCUUUGUCGACCUGAUGGACUUUACCAAGACUCGAUUCGUGGAUGCGUUACGACAUUUCCUACAAUCUUUCCGUUUGCCAGGUGAAGCACAGAAAAUUGAUCGGCUCAUGCUGAAGUUCGCCGAACGGUACUGUCUAGGCAACCCGGCCGCUUUCGCCAACGCAGACACAGCUUACGUUCUCGCCUACUCCGUCGUCAUGCUCAACACCGAUCAGCAUUCGGCGCAAGUCAAGCAACGCAUGACUCCAGAGGACUUCUUCAAGAACAAUCGCGGGAUCAACGAUGGUCAGAGCUUGCCUGAGGAGUACCUACGUGGCAUCUACGACGAGAUCCAGUCAAAUGAGAUUGUCCUUAAAGACGAGCAGGAAGUAGCGGCGAACUUGGGUCUGGCGGCUCAGCCUGCUGGUGGCGGGAUCGUGAAUGCGCUGGCAAAUGUUGGACGCGAUUUACAGCGCGAAGCUUAUGCGCAGGCGAGUGACGAGAUGAGUAAUCGCACCGAGCAGCUUUUCAAGAAUCUUUUGAGAGCGCAGAAGCGGAGUGCGAGUGCUACGGGCGCUACGGCAUCCAGGAGCAGGUACUUGACCGCCAGCUCGUUCAAACAUGUUGGGCCGAUGUUCGAGGUGACGUGGAUGAGCUUCUUGACUGCUCUUUCGGGCUCGGCGCAAGAGACGCAAAAUAUUCACACGAUUCAGCUGUGUAUGGAAGGGCAGAAACUGGCUAUCCGGAUCGCUUGUCUUUUCGACCUCGAGGACCCGCGACGAGCAUUCGUGCAGAGUUUGGCGCAGAGUACGAGUCUCUAUAACAUCUCGGAGAUGAAGGUCAAGAAUGUCGAGGCGCUUAAAGUCUUGCUGGGGAUUGCCUGGACCGAAGGCAACCUGUUGAAGGAGAGCUGGCGAGAUAUUCUCACGUGCAUAUCGCAGCUCGAUCGUUUCCAGCUUAUUAGUUCUGGCGUCGAGGCUGGCGCUGUACCGGAUAUGCUACGGGCCUCCACACCACAGGCGAACGGUGCCGGCAGGAAGAGCGUCCAGCUGCCUCGACGACCGGCAUCACGCGCACCGCCUAGUGGUGCUUAUCAGACUGAGAUCGCGGCCGAGGCUCAAAAUGCGGAUAUGGUUCGUGUGGUCGACAAGAUCUUCACUAAUACGGCCAACUUGUCUGGUGAAGCCAUCGUGCAUUUCGUCCGCGCCUUGACACAAGUCAGCUGGCAGGAGAUUCAAUCGUCUGGUCUUUCCGACAGUCCACGGACGUACAGUCUGCAGAAGCUCGUCGAGAUCAGCGGCUAUAAUAUGCUCCGCGUCCGCUUCGAAUGGACCAAGAUCUGGGAGGUCCUGGGCCAGCACUUCAUCGAUGUCGGUUGCCAUAACAAUACUACUGUCGUGUACUUUGCACUGAACAGUCUGCGACAACUGAGUAUGCGAUUCAUGGAGAUCGAGGAGCUGCCUGGUUUCAAAUUCCAGAAGGAUUUCCUCAAGCCUUUCGAGCUGAUUUUGAGUAAUGCUCAGCAAGUCGCGGUCAAGGAUAUGGUGCUCCGCUGUCUCAUCCAGAUGAUCCAGGCGCGAGGCGAUAUGAUCCGGUCUGGCUGGCGGACCAUGUUCGGUGUCUUCACCGUUGCUGCUCGGGAGCCGUACGAGAGUAUUGUCAGUCUGGCCUACGACAACGUCACACAAGUCUAUAAUGAACGCUUUGGGGUUGUGAUAUCUCAAGGUGCUUUCACGGACCUGAUGGUUUGUCUGACGCAGUUCUCGAAGAACCAAAGGUUUCAGAAGAAGAGUCUGCAGGCUAUCGAGACGAUCAGGGCGAGUGUGCCGAAGAUGCUGAGGACGCCGGAGUGUCCUCUUAGUUCGCAUCCGAUUGCGGCUGAGGGGCAGGGGAAGGGUAGGGCGAUGGAUGCGCCGCUGGCUGAGAGCUUGCGGAAGCAGCCUUCGCGCCAGAGUCAGGAGGAGCAGUAUUGGUUCCCUGUGCUGUUUGCUUUUCAUGAUGUGCUCAUGACUGGUGAGGAUCUGGAAGUCAGGUCGCGGGCGCUCAACUACCUUUUCGAUACCCUGACGAAGUAUGGUGGCGAUUUUCCACGGGACUUCUGGGAUACGCUGUGGCGACAACUACUCUACCCUAUCUUCAUGGUUCUCAAGGACCGUAAGGCGAUCAAUCAGGAGGCGGCGAAUCAUGAGGAGCUUACUGUUUGGUUGUCCACUACGCUGAUUCAGGCUCUGAGGAAUAUGAUCACGUUGUUCACGCAUUUCUUUGAGAGUAUGGAGUAUAUGCUCGAUCGGUUCCUGGACCUGCUGGCUCUUUGUAUUUGUCAGGAGAAUGAUACGUUGGCACGGAUUGGCAGUAAUUGCCUACAGCAGCUGAUCUUGCAGAAUGUCACCAAGUUCAAUCCGGGACACUGGGAUCAGAUAGUUGGCGCUUUCGUCGAUCUCUUCGCGAGGACGGAAGCGAGGGAGCUGUUUUCGGCUGCUACGGCUGGGAGUUCAUACAAGGUGGAAGGCGUCAAUGGCACCGAUACACCUUCGACCAACGGACAAGAGGAUUCUACCAAUGCUCUGCGCAUCAAUGGCUUGUCCGAUACAUCGAGCGAGAGUCAUCCGACGACCAAUGGCGACAGCAGGCCCGCAACUAUCCGGACCGAAACCUCCACAUCACUGUCCCUGUCCGACCCGGACGCGGAAGGCGACAUCUCACCCCCAGCCAAACCAGGUCUCGAAGACUUCUCUCAACCGCUCGCCCAGCAGCAAGCACCUAUCCCCGUCACAGCAGCACGCCGCAGGUACUUCAAUCAGAUCAUCACGAAGUGUGUGCUUCAGCUUCUUAUGAUCGAGACGGUCUCCGAGCUCUUUAAUAACGAUGCUGUGUACGCCUCUAUUCCGUCGCAUCUGCUACUACGACUCAUGGCGCUGCUGAAGAAGAGUUACCACUUCGCAAAACGCUUCAAUGAGGAUCGGGAUCUUCGGACACGAUUGUUCAGGGAAGGAUUCAUGAAGCAGCCGCCCAAUCUACUCAAGCAAGAGAGUGGCAGUGCGAGUGUUUACGUUGGUAUCUUACUGCGCAUGUACAAAGACAAUGGGGACGAGAGGGUCGCUAGUCGGCCUGAGACAGAGAAGGCGUUGAUACCGCUUUGCUGCGACAUCGUGGCCUCCUAUGUUGCGUUGGAUGAGGAGACCCAGCAGAGGAACCUCGUUACCUGGCGACCUGUUGUCGUCGAGUUACUAGAGGGGUAUACGACGUUCGAGGACGAAGAGUUCGGGAAACAUGUUAGUGUUUUUGCGCCGCUGGCUGUGGGGUUGAUGAACAGGGAGAUGGGACCUGAGCUGCAACGGGCUGUGCAGGGGCUUUGGCAGAGGGUCUGUGAGGUCAAUCUUGGAAUUGGGAAGGAGAAGUUGAGGGAGGUGAUGCCGGUUGGUGCUCAGGCUCCUGGGAGUCCCCGCUCGGUGUUUGGACAGAGGAGGGGGAGUAAGGCGAGGAUAUGA
Recurvomyces mirabilis is the source of this 6027-nucleotide messenger RNA. RefSeq names its product guanine nucleotide exchange protein for ADP-robosylation factor (gene SEC7). Gene Ontology annotation, biological process: regulation of ARF protein signal transduction. Lineage: Eukaryota; Fungi; Ascomycota; Dothideomycetes; Mycosphaerellales; Teratosphaeriaceae. Gene Ontology annotation, molecular function: guanyl-nucleotide exchange factor activity. The coding region runs from base 1 to 6027 and encodes 2008 amino acids. The record is from RefSeq and is a predicted model, not a curated record. The transcript has a single exon.